CCCCUUGUUCCUUUUCAGUUUUCACAAUAAUUUUCGCAAUCAUAAAAAGAAAACGGCCCACCUCUCAAAAACCCAUCAAGCCGUCGCCGCCGAAGCUUCCAGUAAUCGGAAACCUCCACUAAUUAGGGUUCAGCCCCCACAAAAACCCUCCACUCUCUAUCAAGAAAACACGGCCCUUUUAAUGUUUCAUCAGCUGAUUUAGCUAAAGAAAUACUGAAAAUCCACGACCCAAUUUGCUCCAACAGGCCCGAAUCAAGCGUGGCGCGUGGUAUUUACGACUGUGAAGACAUCGCCUUUUCAACAUACGGCGAGUACUGGAGGCGCGUGAAGAGUAUUUGCGUUAACCAGCUUCUGAGCAUUCGAAAAGUUCAGUCUUUUCGGAAUGUUCGGGAGGAAGAGGUUUCUGUUAUGUUGGAGAAGAGCAGACAAUUCGUGUAGUGAAAAACGUGUGAUUGAUUUAAGGAUGUUUUGGAGAGGUUAGGGGUUUUGUUGGGUGGUUUCGAAAUCGGGGAGUUACGUUCCUUGGCUUGUUUGGGUUAAAUAUGUUAAUGGGAUGAAUCGUAAAGUUCGGGGAGUCGAGGAAGAUCUCGAUGAGUUUUUGGAUUUUGUUGUGAAGGAGCAUUUGAAAGGUGGUGGAAUUCGCGGAAACGAGAAGGAUUUUGUCGAUGUGUUGCUCGAUAUUCGGAGGAACGAUGAGGGUGGUUUUGUUCUUGAAGAAAGCUCGAUCAAAGCUCUUGUCUUGGACAUGUUUGCUGCUGGAAUCGACACAACAUACACACUACUCAUUCCUCGAGAGUCAACCGAAAGGCACACGAUUGGUUUUAAACGUGUGGGCUAUUGUGAGAGAGAUCCAAUUUUGUGGGAAAAUCCGGAGAGAUUUUUACGUAAUUCGGUGGAGCUUGUUCUUGCGAAUGUUGUUUUAAGUUUCGAAUUUGAAUUGCCAGGUGGCGCGAGUGGAGAAGAUUUGGAUAUGCGUGAAGGUGAUGGACUUACUAUUCAUAGAAAAUUUCCUCUUAAAGUUGUUGCUAGAUGUGAAUCUCUACCUUAAAUCUGCUAUGUUGAUGAAAUGUAUGCAUGCAUGUAUAAUGUAUUUUAACAUCUGAUACAAUUUUUAUUAAUAAUUCAAUUUUCUGGAU
Erythranthe guttata (spotted monkey flower) is the source of this 1136-nucleotide messenger RNA. Lineage: Eukaryota; Viridiplantae; Streptophyta; Magnoliopsida; Lamiales; Phrymaceae. The record is from RefSeq and is a predicted model, not a curated record.